CGCGACUAUUUUUUUUCUUCUCCCCAUCUCCCUUAUCUAUCCCCCUUCCUCCUCAUCCUUGUUUUUUUUUUCUUGGACAUUCUUUCGUCCUUUACCCUCGGUCUUUAUUCUGGAAGAGGCUGUUUAACAUCCCCUUCCUUCAUACAACCUCAUUCUUUUGAGUCUUUGUUUCUGUUUUUUCUUCUCAUACCCGCCAAAAAAUCGAAAAGGACCGCAUAAUGUCUUACAACGGUGGCUAUCAGCGCGACCAGCGCGACUCCUACCGCUCCAGAAACGGUGGCAGUGGUGGAUACUCGAAUGGCUACUCUGGUGGUGGUAGUGGUGGCUAUGGAGGUGGUUACGGCGGUGGUGGCUACAGCGGCGGCUAUGGCGGAAGAGGUGGUGGUAGCGGCGGUGGUGGUGACCGGAUGUCCAACCUCGGCGCUGGCUUGAAAAAGCAAGAAUGGGAUCUGGAUUCUUUGCCCAAGUUUGAGAAGUCUUUCUACAAGGAGCACCCUGAUGUCGCCAACCGGUCUCAGCGUGAUGUUGAUGAUUUCCGUAAGAAGUUUGAGAUGUCUGUGCAAGGAAGGAACAUCCCUCGUCCCGUCGAGACCUUCGACGAGGCUGGUUUCCCCCAAUAUGUGUUGAGCGAGGUUAAGGCUCAGGGUUUCGAACGCCCUACCGCCAUUCAGUCUCAGGGAUGGCCCAUGGCUCUUUCUGGUCGUGACGUUGUUGGUAUUGCCGAGACUGGUUCCGGAAAGACUCUGUCCUACUGUCUUCCUGCUAUUGUCCACAUCAACGCCCAGCCCCUUCUUGCUCCUGGUGACGGCCCGAUUGUUCUCGUCCUCGCCCCUACCCGUGAAUUGGCAGUCCAGAUCCAGGCAGAAAUAACCAAGUUCGGAAAGUCGUCUCGCAUUCGUAACACGUGUGUGUACGGUGGUGUCCCCAAGGGCCCCCAGAUCCGUGACUUGAGCCGCGGUGUCGAGGUCUGCAUUGCUACUCCCGGUCGUCUCAUUGACAUGCUCGAGGCCGGCCGCACCAACCUCCGCCGUGUCACUUACCUUGUUCUUGACGAGGCCGACCGCAUGCUGGACAUGGGUUUCGAGCCACAGAUCCGCAAGAUUAUCUCUCAGAUUCGCCCUGACCGUCAGACUUGCAUGUGGUCCGCCACGUGGCCCAAGGAAGUUCGUCAGCUUGCUUCGGAUUUCCUCAACGAUUACAUCCAAGUUAACAUCGGUUCCAUGGAUUUGUCCGCUAACCACCGUAUCACACAAAUCGUGGAGGUCGUGUCAGACUUUGAGAAGCGCGAUAAGAUGAUCAAGCACCUCGAGAAGAUUAUGGAGAAUCGCGGCAACAAGUGUCUUAUUUUCACCGGUACCAAGCGUAUCGCCGACGAAAUUACUCGCUUCCUCCGUCAGGACGGAUGGCCAGCACUUUCUAUUCACGGUGACAAGCAGCAACAAGAAAGAGAUUGGGUCUUGAACGAGUUCAAGACGGGCAAGAGCCCAAUCAUGGUGGCUACUGAUGUGGCUUCCCGUGGUAUCGAUGUUCGCGACAUUACUCAUGUGCUGAACUAUGACUACCCCAACAACUCGGAAGACUAUGUUCACCGUAUUGGUCGAACUGGUCGUGCCGGUGCCAAGGGUACCGCCAUUACUUUCUUCACCACUGACAACUCUAAGCAGGCUCGUGACUUGGUCACCAUCCUUACUGAGGCUAAGCAGCAAAUUGACCCCCGUCUCGCCGAGAUGGUUCGCUACAGCGGUGGCGGCGGCGGCGGCGGCCGUGGCGGCUACGGCCGCUGGGGUGGCCGUGGUGGUGGCCGUGGCCGUGGAGGCAACUACACUGCUUCCAAUGCCGCUCCCCUUGGAGGCAACCGCCGUUGGUAAAACUGCUCGUAAUGCCCAGUUCAGUCAUUGAGCUUGUAUUCCCAUUGUCGCAUCGGUAGAUCUUGCUUUCCUUCGCAUUCGGUAUCCAUUGUAACUCUUUACGGGCGGCGUUCGUUGAAGUCACGAUAGACUAUUAUGCGGUUUUUUUGUUUUCUUUCGCUUCUCCGUUUACAGGUUCCUCUGAACUCAUACGGAUACGGGUUAAUUCUGGUUUCUUUGCCCUUACGUAUCUUGAAAAAAGUUGUGUAUCUCCUAGCGCAUAUUGAGAAGAGCUGAGGUUAGAUAGUCU
Molecule: messenger RNA, 2157 nt
Organism: Aspergillus pseudotamarii
Lineage: Eukaryota; Fungi; Ascomycota; Eurotiomycetes; Eurotiales; Aspergillaceae
Product: DEAD-box ATP-dependent RNA helicase DBP2
Exons: 6
Coding region: 219-1868 (549 amino acids)
Biological process (GO): rRNA processing
Cellular component (GO): cytoplasm; ribonucleoprotein complex; nucleus
Molecular function (GO): RNA binding; ATP binding; RNA helicase activity
Source: RefSeq, a predicted model, not a curated record